CCCGUCUCGGAAACUCUCCGACGCAAGCAAAAGGCGAGGGGGCGGCUAAUUAAAUAUUGAGCUGAAAGUCACGCGGGGAGCGUGUCACGUGGGUGUCGGGGCUCGUCGAGCAUCUGAUAAAUAUCGUGCGCCACCGAGCAGGCAAAAGAGCGCGCUGCGACCUGCUCCUCCAUCUCCGCGGCGACCAGCGUGCAGAGAGAGCGCUAGCACCGGCCGGUGGAACCCGGGGACUGUCCGCCGCCAGCUUCUGGACUCUUGGAAUUUCAACAUGAAAAUCCUCGUGGCCUUAGCCGUCUUUUUUCUCGUCUCCACUCAACUGUUGGCGGAAGAGAUUGGUGCCAACAAUGAUCUCAAUUAUUGGUCCGACUGGUCUGAUAGCGACCAGAUCAAGGAGGAGUUGCCUGAGCCGUUUGAGCACGUCCUGCAGAGAAUCGCCCGGAGACCCAAGUCCCAGCAGUUCUACGGAUUAAUGGGCAAACGGGAUGCCGAUUCUGCAAUUGAAAAACAAGUGGCCCUGUUAAAGGCUCUCUAUGGACAUGGUCAAAUUUCUCAUAAAAGAUAUAAAACAGAUUCCUUUGUUGGACUAAUGGGCAAAAGAGCUUUAAAUUCUGCUGCUUAUGAAAGAAGUGCGAUGCAGAAUUAUGAAAGAAGACGUAAAUAAAAACUACCUACUGUAUUAUUUACUGAGUUUCAUUUGUUUUAAUGCCCAAUGAAAGAUAAAAAUGAGACAUGUACUAUGAGAAAUAAUUAUUUAUUUAAUUAUAAUUGAUGUUUUGAGUUGAUAACUUAAAUUGUUUAUUUUUCAUAUUGUGCAAAUAUGUAUUGUAAAACUGUCAUAAUUCUAAGAAAACAAUUCCUUCAAAAAUAGAAAUCAAUAGUAAUUUGUCAACAAAGCAGCAAUUGAUGAAGUUGUAAAAACCUGUUGCUGAUUUAUUCUCUAAAAAUUAAUCAUUUUUUGUUAUUGAAUCAGUCAUAUCAGCUGUUGAAAGGGAAGGAAUUCACAGAUUAGCUUGUGCUUUUCUAUUUGUUUUCAUGGUGAAAUGUACUGAGAUUUGCUAUUAAACUAGAUUUGUUUUCUUUGCAGCAUGUUUUGCAUUUUGUGACUCUAAGGAUACAUUUUAAAACUUUAAUGUGAUUCUAAAGUCUUCAUUUUACUGUCUAAAGUGUUAUGAUAGUUUGCAUUUUAAAUAAAAGAAAAAUAUAUUGAAAACUGA
Molecule: messenger RNA, 1214 nt
Organism: Suncus etruscus (white-toothed pygmy shrew)
Lineage: Eukaryota; Metazoa; Chordata; Mammalia; Eulipotyphla; Soricidae
Gene: TAC1
Product: tachykinin precursor 1
Exons: 8
Coding region: 269-661 (130 amino acids)
Biological process (GO): tachykinin receptor signaling pathway
Source: RefSeq, a predicted model, not a curated record